Molecule: messenger RNA, 1641 nt
Organism: Penicillium macrosclerotiorum
Lineage: Eukaryota; Fungi; Ascomycota; Eurotiomycetes; Eurotiales; Aspergillaceae
Exons: 4
Coding region: 1-1641 (546 amino acids)
Biological process (GO): carbohydrate transport; transmembrane transport
Cellular component (GO): membrane
Molecular function (GO): carbohydrate:proton symporter activity
Source: RefSeq, a predicted model, not a curated record
AUGGCCGCAGGAACAAGUAUCUGGAUUAGCAGUGAUUCAAAGAAUUGCCCUAAGGCAAUAUACAAUCUCCGCCUUCUUUAUCUCCUUGUCGCAGUGUCUUGGGGUGGCUCGUUUUAUGGAUUUGAUACAGGAAACAUCGGGGGAAUUCUCACACUUCCCUCCUUCGAAAAUGCAUUCGGACUAAACGGCAUACCUCAAUCGGACCUAGAUAGCCGCAAGGGGACAAUCGCAUCAAUGCUCGCAGCUGGAGGAUCAGCAGGCGCUCUACUCGCAGCGCCAACUUCCGAUUAUUUAGGCAGAAGAUUGUCAGUUUUUUGUUGGGGUGUGGUUUUCGUUAUAGGUGCUGCGCUGCAGAUGAUUGCGAAUUACGAUGUUCUGUUGGCAGGCCGUUUCGUCGCAGGCAUGGGCGUCGGCGCCUCUUCGAUGCUCACGCCCCAAUUUCUGGCAGAGAAUUCUCCCAAAUCAGUUCGAGGAUCAAUGACCGCGACUUACAACUUAAUGAUUGUCACCUCGCUCAUGUUGGCAUUCUGGGUAAACUAUGGAGUUUCCAAAUGGUACUUCUCGGGCGUGGAGCAUGACAACGGCCAAUGGAGAACUGCCAUGGGCAUUCAGCUUAUUCCCGGCGUACUGUUGUGUUUAAUGAUCCCAUUUGUGCCUGAGACCCCUCGGUGGCUGAUUAACCAUGGUAGAUCAGAGGAGGGAUUGGAGAAUAUGUGCAAAUUACGGAAGCUUCCCGCUGAUCAUGAAUAUAUUCAAACUGAGUAUCGUGAGAUUGAGGCCCAAGUGAGACAUGAGCAGGAAUGUUUUGCGGGCCAUAGUUAUUGGGUCGUGUUGAAGGACAUAUUCACGUCCAAAAACAACUUUCAACGAUUUUUUCUAUCGAUAAUGCUCUUUUUGUUUCACAAAUUCACUGGCACUGACUCUCUGAAUUAUUACGCUCCUGAGAUUUUCGCCUUAAUAGGUGUCAAAGGAAGCUCAUCCAGCCUGCUCACUACUGGUAUAUAUGGCGUGGUGAAGACUGUGACAACCAUCUUCUAUGUGGGAUACCUGGUCGACCGUAUUGGACGCCGCCUCCCUUUAAUUGUUGGAGCUAUGAUCCAGGCUACUGCUAUGUUAUACUUAGCUCUUUACCUACGAUUUGCAGGUACAAACACGGAAACAGUGGGAGGAACCCCUGCAGGGGGUAUUGUGGGUAUUGUUUGGAUCUAUCUCUACGCUUUCGGCUGGUCGUUUGGUCACUCAGUAGCCUGUUAUGUUGUGGCAGCAGAGAUAUUUCCUACACGAAUUCGAUCAUUUUGCAUGUCAAUCUGCUUUUUCAUCAACUGGAUUGUUGACUACGGAAUCACACGAGCGACACCGAACAUGAUAACUGAGAUGGGCUGGGGUGUAUUCCUUCUAUAUUCCAUGCUGACCUACUUGGGCGUUGCCUUCAUUUACUUCUGUUUGCCGGAAAUGAAGGGCCGAUCUAUUGAAAGUAUGGAUAAUCUGUUUGAAAGACCGUUAUACUUGAUGUGGAGACAUGCGUAUCCCACAGAAGAUGAAAAAAUUCGCUCCGAUGUCAUGGAGGAUAUCAUUGCUCGGAAUUUCAAGAAGCAAGAGGACGAUGGAAAGAAUCAUGCAGAGCACAUUGAGUCUGCGUGA